Molecule: messenger RNA, 1077 nt
Organism: Anopheles marshallii
Lineage: Eukaryota; Metazoa; Arthropoda; Insecta; Diptera; Culicidae
Exons: 2
Coding region: 1-1077 (358 amino acids)
Biological process (GO): nucleobase-containing compound metabolic process
Molecular function (GO): nucleic acid binding; 3'-5' exonuclease activity
Source: RefSeq, a predicted model, not a curated record
AUGAACAAGAUAUGUUUAGAAAUCGGACAAACCAUUUUACUCGAGCUGGAGGAAGAAUGUUUGCUCGGGAAAGUGUUGCACGUUGCAUCCGACCGAUCGUUUGUUCGAUUGGCCGAUGUGCGUGAUAUGGCUACGAAGAAAAACUAUGGCGUGCAAACUUAUUACAACUCGGAAGUACGGAAUAUUCAGAUUGCCUCUACCGAUGAUACACCGCAGAAGCUGAACACAAACCCAACGGAUAACGUUAACAAAUCGAAACAACUUUCGCUCGACAAACUUAACUAUGCACUGGAACAGAUAAACAACUACGUAUUCAUUCAUCAAACGGACGCAAAGUAUCACGAUUCGAUUCAAUUUCUCAAGAAACAACACCUUCUCGGGAUAGCGAUGGAAUGCAUCGAAAAUGGGCGACAUUCUAACGCAUCGUCCCUGCUAUCGAUAGCCACUGUGGAUUCGAUCUACAUUUUCGACAUCAAAUGGAUGAAGAUAACGGACGAUAUGCGAGAUCUAUUGAGGAACGAUCGGUACAGACGCGUUCUUCACAACGGCCGAUUGGUGAACGAUGUCCUGCGACACAAGUUUGGUGUACAGUUGGGAAAAUGUUUCGACAUAAUGGUCGCUCAUGUCGCCAUCAGCAAAACCGCGGGACAGACAGUGGAGAAUGGCUCGGUUUCGUUGCAAACAUGCGUGCGGAAUUAUCUUAAUCUACCGGACAAAUUCUUCGAUGCGAAUAUCGAUUUUAAUUUGCGCCCGUUAAGCGACGCGGCAAAGAAGGAAGCGGCAAAACACGCCGUAUUUCUGUUAAUGCUUCAGGAUCUUUUUGUACACGACAUCAUGCUGGAACCAUUUUAUAAAAGCUGCCUCAGCUACUCGCAAAGUUUGUCCCGUAAUCCGGAUUUUAUCAACAGUUUAGCUGAUUUACGAAAUAAGGGACCCGAAGCAGUUGAUGCGAUACAACCAGCAAAACUUGGUAUUGAUGUGGAGUUGUUAAAUCUGUCAGAGCAUGAGCUAACGAGCGAACCAGGCAAGCCUCUUUGUGGUGAUUUUGAACCAACUGAAAUGAAGAACGAUGAAUAA